This is a messenger RNA of Contarinia nasturtii (swede midge), 2397 nucleotides long. RefSeq lists its product as uncharacterized. NCBI's taxonomy places the organism in Eukaryota, Metazoa, Arthropoda, Insecta, Diptera, Cecidomyiidae. The record is from RefSeq and is a predicted model, not a curated record. Bases 1 to 2367 code for a protein of 788 amino acids. The transcript has 9 exons.
AUGAGCGAUUUGUUCGUUAUAAGCCGUGCAGAUAUAUUUGCAAUAUAUCCAAAAAUCCUAGCGAAUAUACUGCACAGAGAAGAAUUAAAACGUGCCAAAGAUGGGGUUUUAACGCAAGAUUUUAUACCAUUGCCAACAGACAACGAUUACCAAGAACGUGUUUAUUAUCGUUUGCUGGCCGUACAAAAGGGUAUUAAUGAUUUAAUUGACAGCGGAAUACCGUUAGAGGAAGUGGUAGCGAAAAAAAUCAAACAACAAUGGGAUCCAGAUCUAAUGAUUAUUUCGCCAUUAUCAACUCCAGCUUCGGGUUUGUCGUUGAAUCGAAAAAAGUGUGUGGUCGAUGAUCCAAUGGAUUUUGUUAGUAUGGACAUGCUUUCAGCUUGGAAUCUCAACGAUUUGACAAAUGCUGGUAAACUGUUGCGGAAGCCACCACUUCCAUGUCAUUUCAGAGAUGAGCACGAAAUGCGCAGAGUUUAUUCAAUGAUCUAUGAUGUUUAUCGGUAUAAGCAUAUCCUGAAUCAAGCCUUGCAUGAUGUAAAAUUUUUUCAACAUUAUCCACAGCUUCGAGAUGAUCAGAAUCGUGUUUGGUUGCUAUUAUUCGAUUUACACUUGCGUCACUUCCUGCGACGUGAUCCAAAGGAGCGAGUGAGAGAAAAAGAACUUUAUCAUAAGUCGGAUUUACAAGUCAUCCAUGAUAAUAUUUGGAAUAAUCGCAUACAUUUGGCGGCAUCGAUAUCACGACUUCGCAUCAAAAACAGUGCAUUGAAUUUGAUGGAAUUGUUGCCACCACAUUUACAAGACAAUGAUAAAGUUGCGAUUGCAACGGCAAAUCCUAUUGUUACCGGUUGGAUUAAUCCUUUCAAAUUACCAACAAAGGCUGAGGCAAUCGAAUCUUUUCGAAAAAUUGGUUUUCUUGAAUCUGAAGAGGCAGAGAAUGGCGAAGUACCGCUUAAGCAACUUUACUUUAAAUUUGACAAAUUAUGUCCACUAUUUCUGUCAUGCAUUCCAUUGGAUCGAAGCGAAUUCGCCAAAAGUGUACUAAUGAAGGAAAAUCUAUUUAUUAUGCAGGAUCGUGCAUUCACGUUAGGUCCAGCAAUUUUUUCCCGUCUUCUUGAGUAUUUUGAAGUCGAAGGUGACGUGAUACAAACACAUCUAUCAUCACAACGAUCAAUUGCGUACUUGGGUGGAUUAUUUCAAGGAAACUAUCGGGUUAAUGAUAUCAUCAUCUUUGGUGCCGGCCAACGUUUACACGAGUAUAAUGAUUAUAUGCAUAAAUUGGAAAUUAGUAAUAUUCGCAUGCGAUCGGAAAACUUUUGUCAAAUGCCAAUUCAAUCAACGAUUUUGGAGAAAGUGGUUGGCGUCUUUAUUACCACCCCAAAUUCGUACAGUGCAAUAAAUGAUCCAAUUGAUUUGAUAUGUAGCCGAGGUGGUGACUUAUCAAUGUUAGAAGUGUUGACCGAAUCUGAAAUGAGCGAAAGUGGAAAAGAGCGCGUGGCAAAAAUAUUAGAAGAGCAACGUGAAUCAUUACGGUUGGCAAUGUCACGGCCACAAGUGCAGUUUAUUUUAUAUGGAACACAUUCAAUGGUUGAAACGGAAAAUAAAGUUAUGGUAAAUUUGGCAAUUGAAUCGGUGAAUCGAGCGGCGCAUGCACGUCAUGUAAAAAUGUAUAAAGAGAAAAAAAGACUUGAAGCACUUGCCGAACAGGAUGGAUUGAAUGCUGAACAAUUGGAGAAAUUACAAGGUAUUCCAUCGAGCAAAAAGAAGUCCAAAUCAAAAGAAGAUGAAACAAAAAAUGCACCCGAAUCGGAAUCGUCUUCGGAUGAAAGCGAAAGUGGCAGCGAAAUUCUGGAAAACUCAAACUGUGAUGAUGAAUAUAGUCAUAUUAAGGUUCCGAAAACCGAUAUUUUCGAAUCAAUUGACAUUCCCGAUAUGUGUAUGUAUCAAAAUAAAUGCAUCGACGCAAAAUCGUCGGGGUGUUUUUUGUCACUAAUCAAAAGAAAGAAAAUAACACGUUUAGAUGAAAAGCACUUAAUUUUAAUGGCUGAAAAACGUGGACUUUUUGGCGAUACAAAUCCAAAAAAAGAGCGUGCACGAAUUCAAAGCCGAAGCACCAAAAAGGAAGAACAUGUCAGCAUUCAACCGGUAAAAAUUAAACGAAAACGAAGCGAAGAAAUUGAAUUGCUUGUCGACCGUCUGUCACAGCACACUCACUCGUCUCUCAUCCGUUCCGACAAUGUGCAGAAACAAUCACAUGAUCAUAAACUAAUACUAUUUUUUCCACGUCUUUGUGAGUAUAGUUAUCAACACCACAAACGACAGGAGGAAUGGAUAAAUAGAGAGGUAGCUAGGCAAUUGUCGAAAGAGUAAAAUUUUACAUGUUACCUGAAUUACAUUUAA